Molecule: messenger RNA, 1263 nt
Organism: Carlito syrichta (Philippine tarsier)
Lineage: Eukaryota; Metazoa; Chordata; Mammalia; Primates; Tarsiidae
Gene: DNASE2B
Product: deoxyribonuclease 2 beta
Exons: 7
Coding region: 48-1127 (359 amino acids)
Biological process (GO): apoptotic DNA fragmentation
Molecular function (GO): deoxyribonuclease II activity
Source: RefSeq, a predicted model, not a curated record
AUGGGGAAAGUGUCCUGCCGUGGCAGGAAAUAAUGGAGACAUAGAAAAUGGCAGCCAGACUUCUAAGAACAACCCUUGCUCUGUUCUUCCUUGGUAUCUUUGGGGUGCUGGGGGCAGCCACAAUAUCAUGCAGAAAUGAAGACGGGAAAGCUGUGGAUUGGUUUACCUUUUAUAAGUUACCUAAAAGACAAAACAAGGAAAGUGGAGAGACUGGGUUAGAGUACCUGUACCUAGACUCAACAAUUAGAAACUGGAGGAGGAGCGAGCAGCUAAUGAAUAUGACCAGCAGUGUUUUGGGAAGAACAUUACAACAGCUAUAUGAAGCCUAUGCUUCUAAGAGUAAUAACACAGCCUAUCUAAUAUACAAUGAUGGAGUCCCUAAAUCUGUGAAUUACAGCAGAAAGUAUGGACACACCAAAGGUUUAUUGCUGUGGAACAGAGUUCAGGGGUUCUGGCUGAUUCAUUCUAUUCCCCAGUUUCCUCCAAUUCCUGAAGAAGGCUAUGAUUAUCCACCCACGGGGAGACGAAAUGGACAAAGUGGCAUCUGCGUAACUUUCAAGUACAACCAAUAUGAAGCAAUAGAUUCUCAGCUCUUGGUCUGCAACCCAAACAUCUACAGCUGCUCCAUCCCAGACACUUUUCACCAGGAGCUCAUUCACAUAUCCCAAUUGUGCACCAGGUCCAGCUCAUCAGAGAUUCCUGGCAGGCACCUCACCACACUUCAGUCGGCCCAGGGGCAAAAUUUCCUCCACUUUGCAAAAUCGGAUUCUUUUCUUGAUGACAUCUUUGCAGGCUGGAUGGCUCAACGACUGAAGACGCACUUGCUAACAGAAACCUGGCAGCGAAAAAGACAAGAGCUUCCUUCCAACUGCUCCCUUCCUUACCACGUCCACAAUAUCAAAGCAAUUAAGUUAUCGCGACAUUCGUAUUUCAGCUCUUAUCAGGAUCAUGCCAAGUGGUGUAUUUCCCAAAAGGGCAUCAGAAAUCACUGGACAUGUAUUGGAGACCUGAAUCGGAGCCCCCAGCAAGCCUUUAGAAGUGGAGGAUUCAUCUGCACCCAGAAUCGGCAUAUUUACCAAGCAUUUCAAGGAUUAGUUUUGUAUUAUGAGAGCUGUAACUCAACUUGAUGAAAGGACAUAUGUACUAGCAUUGAAAACAGUGAUAGUGGGUUUCUUCCAUUAGAGUCAUUCUUUAUAUAAUAAAAGCUUAAAAAGCCUGUGAAUAUAUUCACAAUCCACCUCUCAUAAAAUAAAACAUUUUCCU